UGGAGACCUUUCGAGGAAGGGAGUUUCGCAUCUAAGCAGUAUACUCCGCGAGCAAGGAAAGUCGAGUCUUCGCCACUGAGCGCAUCUAGGCAACAGAAAGUCAAGUCUUCUCCGCCUUUAGCAGAAGCGAAGCCUGUUGAAACGAAGAGCAUUCCGACCUUGCCCCCUACUUCCACUGCCUCUAUCGAUUUACCGUUUCCUAAUGUUGAGGAUUUUGUGGCGUCAGUAACACGCGAUGCAGAGAUUUUGACUGUUAAAUCCGAAGACAUUCCGGAUACUAAGAGCUUCCUAGACCUCCCAGAGAUGCUUGAUGAAGACCAGAUGGAUUCAUUCCAGCAUAUUACUAGCGGCGAGACUGAUUCGAGUUUGGCAACCGCGGCGACUCGAGACCAAAUGCCUUGCGGGCUGUUUGAUAUUGUCAACGCAGACCUAUGUGUCUCAUUACAUGAUGACUCCGGGUUCCUAGACGAAAUGCAUGAUUUUAUCGACCCGAGACUCACCAGCGGUGCUUUGCUCCAUCCCGAACUUCCAGACAAUGGGAACGAAAAUGUGGAGGAGGUCGUCCGCCAUGACAUGAUGGAUCAGUCCUUGACUCGGCUCGAUACCGCAUCGUCCUCUAGUGGGUCAUCCAUCUCAAUGGAUCUCUUCAUGCAAUUCCUUGUCGAGCCGCGAUUCUCGCUUGAGAGCCAAGAGAUGAUCGCUUUACGCUUUGAUCGAGAUACAUGCGGCGUCUUAUCGGUAAAAGAUGGUCCAACGGAGAAUCCAUGGCGAACACUCAUCUGGCCUCUUGCUCACCAUUCAUCGGCACUAUACCACGCAUUAGCAUCGAUGACCGCAUUCCACACCUCGGCUGUGGAGAAGAAAUAUCGAUAUCAAGGCCUGCAGCAUAUGCGCAUGAGUCUCAGCGACCUAGCUAACAGCAUCGCGAAGAUUCCCACAGAGACCGCGAUUGCUACAACGCUGGUGUUGGCAUUCGCUGAGAGCUGGGACACUCACACCUCGACAGGUAUCAACCACAUCCGCGGCGCAAAAAUCCUCAUCGACAAUGCCCUUGCCGAACACCGCGCCCACCCGCUCGACCCCUCCAGUGCCUCCUUCCAGCGCCUCAAAUUCCUCUGCAGCACCUGGGUGUACAUGAACGUACUCGCGGGCCUGACCACUGACCAGAACACCCCCACGGCGUCCAACACCCUCAUAACCUCCAGCUUCGAUACCCACGGCUUCCCCCCCUGCAACCGCCCCUCCACCCCCACCGCCGAGGACUUCAACGACGCCGAGAAGUUCAUCCUCUCCACCUCCUCUCCCCCCUUAUCCGCCGGCUCCGAUGUCUCCCUCGACCCCCUCAUGGGCUGCGCCUCCAACCUCUUCCCCCUCAUCGGCCGCAUCGUUGCCCUCGUCCGCGAGGUCCGCAGCUCCCCGAACCCCCCAUCCGGCCGCUACUCCAACUCGCCCCGCAUCAUCUCCGCAGCGGUCGACCUCCGCGCUGCGCUGAAGCAGUGGGUCCCGCCCUCGUUCUUUGAGACCCCCGAGGACCCCACCAGCCGCAUCCAGCACAGCCUGCAGACCGCAGAGGCGUACCGCAUCGCGACGCUGCUGCACCUCCACCGCGCGGUGCCGGAGAUCCCCGCGCCGCCGGCGCUCGCGCUGGCGAAGAAGAUCCUGGAGCUGCUGGCGACGGUGCCGUUGGGGAGCCGGGCGGUGGUGGUGCAGAUCUUCCCGCUUAUGGCGGCGGGGGCGGAGGUGAAGGAUACGGAGGACCGGGAUUGGGUGGCGGCGCGGUGGCAGGCGAUGUGGGGGCGGAUGCGGCUGGGGAUUUUGGAGCGGAGCUUGGAGGUGUGUCGGGAGGUGUGGGCGCGGCGAGACGAGGUGGAGUCGCGGAAGGGGGAAGGGGAGGGAGGGAGGUUGGGGAGGGUGGUGCAGGAUAUUGAGGAACAGGGGAUGCGGAUGGGGAGGGGAGGGCUUGAGGGGGGAAAGAGGGGCCCCAGUAAUGAGGGUUGGGAUGAUGGGAGGACAGAUCCGGAAUAUAGCGUUCGUGGAUCGCUGCAUUGGUUAGGGGUAAUGAAAGAUUGGAACUGGGAAGGUCAGUACAUCUGCAUGGUUCUUUGUUCAUGUUUGUCACUAACCGGUCGACAGUAUUGCUUGGUUGAUAUCAAGACUAACGAAAAUCUACACGACGUUACGAGUAUUGUCCAGUAG
Molecule: messenger RNA, 2196 nt
Organism: Eremomyces bilateralis CBS 781.70
Lineage: Eukaryota; Fungi; Ascomycota; Dothideomycetes; Eremomycetales; Eremomycetaceae
Exons: 3
Biological process (GO): positive regulation of transcription by RNA polymerase II
Cellular component (GO): nucleus
Molecular function (GO): DNA-binding transcription factor activity; transcription cis-regulatory region binding
Source: RefSeq, a predicted model, not a curated record